GUCCGGGGGAGCGCGCACGCAUCCGGCCCGCGAUUCGCGCGCUGGUCGGUGCGUCGGUCGGGGGCGCGCUCGGGUAACCUGUACCCCGUCUAGUCGCCGGUUACUGAUCGGACUAAGUUCCAGUGGUGACUCAUAAAUCAAGUUAAAAUGUCUCCAGAAAUUGCCUUGAACCGAAUUUCUCCAAUGCUGUCCCCAUUCAUAUCUAGUGUGGUCCGAAAUGGAAAGGUGGGGCUGGAUGCUACAAACUGUUUGAGAAUAACGGACUUGAAGUCUGGCUGUACGUCAUUGACUCCUGGACCCAACUGCGACCGCUUCAAGCUGCACAUUCCGUACGCUGGGGAGACGUUAAAAUGGGACAUAAUUUUCAAUGCUCAGUACCCAGAGCUGCCCCCCGAUUUCAUCUUUGGAGAGGAUGCUGAAUUCCUGCCAGACCCCUCUGCUCUACAUAACCUCGCCUCCUGGAACCCUUCAAACCCCGAGUGCCUCCUGCUCGUGGUGAAGGAGCUGGUGCAGCAGUACCACCGGUUUCAGUGCGGCCGCCUCCGCGAGAGCUCGCGCCUCAUGUUUGAGUACCAGACACUCCUGGAAGAGCCUCAGUAUGGAGAGAACAUGGAAAUUUAUGCUGGGAAGAAAAACAACUGGACUGGUGAAUUUUCAGCUCGUUUCCUAUUGAAGUUACCAGUAGAUUUCAGCAACAUUCCCACAUACCUUCUCAAGGGAUAUGCCAGUAGCCAGCUAUCUGCAGAGGCACUGGGUCCGGAGAGCUGCUUGCCUGUGAAAGGGGAAAUGAGCAGUUUCCAGAGCUUGAGACAUGUCACGGCAUUUGACAUAGACUGCCACGGCUCCUCGGUUCCAGGACAUCAAGACGUUGAUGUCCACUUAGGACUGGAAGCGAAGUUCUGGGAAAGAAAUAUAAGGCAGUCACUUCAGCCUGAUAUUUACCAAAUGCCAAGUGCACUCGGAGGCUCCUCAGCUCUUCACAUCCCUGCUUUCCCAGGAGGAGGAUGUCUCAUUGAUUAUGUGCCUCAAGUUUGCCACCUGCUCACCAACAAGGUACAGUAUGUGAUUCAAGGAUAUCACAAAAGGAGAGAGUACAUCGCUGCUUUUCUUAGUCACUUUGGCACAGGUGUCGUGGAAUAUGAUGCAGAAGGCUUCACAAAACUUACUCUGCUGCUGAUGUGGAAAGACUUUUGUUUUCUUGUACACAUUGACCUGCCCCUGUUUUUUCCUCGCGAUCAGCCGACUCUCACGUUUCAGUCUGUCUAUCAUUUUACCAACAGUGGACAACUUUACUCCCAAGCACAAAAGAACUACCCCUACAGCCCCAGAUGGGAUGGAAAUGAAAUGGCCAAGAGAGCAAAGGCUUAUUUCAAAACCUUUGUCCCGCAGUUCCAGGAGGCUGCGUUUGCCAAUGGAAAGCUCUAGGAAACACCAGUGUUGAGAGGCAGCCAACCAGACUGCUGCGUCCACACGCUGUCAGCACGCAGGCCGCUUCCUGGAAGCCACUUGGAAAGUCUUCAUGGCGGUCUUCUGCUCGUGCAGCAGCACUGCCUGCCCCACACAGCCCUACUCUGCUGCAGCCCAAACUUGAGCUGGCUGGUAGUACCCCGAAUCCUAGCACCCAUCAUUGCUGGUUGCUCCCUCUAUCCUCUUCAUGUUUCUUAGCCGGAAGAAAUAAACUCCUUUCCGAUGCAGAAAUCUUCCAGGGAAAAUAAAAUGUCAUGACUGCA
This is a messenger RNA of Arvicola amphibius (Eurasian water vole), 1730 nucleotides long. It is a transcript of the gene Babam2, whose product is annotated as BRISC and BRCA1 A complex member 2. Bases 148 to 1425 code for a protein of 425 amino acids. Gene Ontology annotation, biological process: double-strand break repair. The transcript has 12 exons. NCBI's taxonomy places the organism in Eukaryota, Metazoa, Chordata, Mammalia, Rodentia, Cricetidae. Gene Ontology annotation, cellular component: BRCA1-A complex; BRISC complex. The record is from RefSeq and is a predicted model, not a curated record.